CCAGCAUAAAAAAUUCUGACGUGGACAUUGUAUACUUAGACUCAGAGAGGAAACAUGGCAAUCAUUCUAGACUUUAUAGCUCUGUUUUUCAUUGCCAUUUACUCAUACCUGGAGUCCUUUGUCAAAUUAUUUAUCCCAGAAAAAAAGAAAUCUGUUAGUGGAGACAUUGUACUGAUUACUGGAUCUGGACAUGGAAUUGGGCGACUUGUAGCCCUGGAGUUUGCCAAAUUACAAAGCAUUGUGGUGUUAUGGGAUAUUAACAAGGAAGGUGUGGAAGAAACCGCUGAUCUAUGUAGGAAACUGGGAGCAAAAGCUCAUGCUUCCGUAGUGGAUUGCAGUAAGAGGAAUGAUAUUUACGCUGCAGCUGAAAAGGUCAAGUCACAAGUCGGAGAUGUGGAUAUCUUGAUAAAUAAUGCUGGAGUGGUGUUUGGUGUGGAGUUUCUGAACUUAAAAGAUGACCAAAUUGAGAAGACAUUUGAAGUCAACAUCCUUGCUCAUUUUUGGACUACCAAAUCUUUCUUGCCUGCAAUGAUGAGAAAAAAUCGGGGACACAUAGCUACUGUGGCUUCUGUUUGCGGUCAUGUUGGGAUAACAUAUUUAGUAGACUACUGUGCCAGCAAAUUUGGAGCUGUUGGUUUUCAUGAGUGUAUGACUUCAGAACUUGCUGCCCUUGGAAAAGAUGGUAUUAAAACCUCUUGUUUAUGUCCCGUAUUCGUGGACACAGGAUUUGUCCAAAAGCCAAGUACAAGAUUAUGGCCUGUAUUGAAACCUGAAGAUGUCUCUAGGAGUUUUGUGGAUGGAAUACUAACAAAUAAGAAAAUGAUUUUUGUUCCUUCUUACGUGAAAAACUACCUGGUGCUAGAAAAAUUUCUUCCUCAGAGGGUAAUAGAAACAAUAAACAAGAUGCAAGAUGUAAAGUUUAGCACUGAGUUCAGAAGUGCAUCCAAGACAAAAUAACUUGGUUCUAAGAUUCUUGAUAAAAUAUUGAUAUGUUUUAAACAAAAUUAGGUAAUCCAUAGACAAACAAUAAACAAUUUAUAUCUUGUGUUUUGUUAAUAAUACUAGCCAAAUUUAUCAUAUAAUUUGCCGCAUUAUUUUGUUCAUAUAAACACCUUAAAGCAAUUACAUACCAGUAUAUUAGGCAGCAAACAAUAAUCUUAUCUAGUUUUUGUUUUUUGUCUAAAGGAAAACUAUGAUUUUUAGGUCAGAUUAGUUUUUCCUUUUUUUUUUUUUUAGUUUAUAGGUCUUUAAACUAAUAUUACAUAAACAACAAACGACAAAGGAUUCCCAGAGCACUAUGAGUUUUCUAAGUGAGAACACAUCAGAAGCCAUCUGCCUUUAUAUGAAACUGUGGUUUGCCCAUGUCGGCACUCCCUGUGGAUAUACUCACCUUCCAUUCCUCAUUAUUCCAUCUAACGGCAGGCAAAAAGUACCUGGUAGUAGUUCCAGGUAGGGGGCCUAUGUGACUCACUCCCCUUCCUCUUUUGUGACAGUGCUUAGCCACACACUGUCAUGUGGAGUUAAGGGUAUAGACCUGUCUAUUCUCAGUUUUACUUGGUUUACUUUCCUCUCUUGCAGUAGCAAAUUUAAAUUUUUUUAACAUUUUGUAUACAUUACAUUUUUAUCAUAAUGCAUCAGUAAUUUAAAGUUCUUACUGGUUUAAAACAAAACAUAUAUACCCUAUAACCAUGUAUAUUUUAACAAUAAACCCUUCAAGAUAAUAAUAUA
This is a messenger RNA of Rana temporaria (common frog), 1728 nucleotides long. Its product is annotated as 17-beta-hydroxysteroid dehydrogenase 13-like. Gene Ontology annotation, molecular function: oxidoreductase activity, acting on the CH-OH group of donors, NAD or NADP as acceptor. The record is from RefSeq and is a predicted model, not a curated record. Lineage: Eukaryota; Metazoa; Chordata; Amphibia; Anura; Ranidae. Gene Ontology annotation, cellular component: lipid droplet. The transcript has 7 exons. Bases 55 to 957 code for a protein of 300 amino acids.